AUGGCGAGCUCGCUCUUCAAAGUCAACUCAGAACAGAUCGAUCUGGUCCGGGACCACGUCUGGGAAUUGGAACCGUGGUGGCUCUACAACAUCACAUCCGCCCCCAACAAGGAGCUGAACAAUGCACAAGUCCCUCUCUACCUUGGCAGCAUGGUUGGCGGGAGCUCUGCCGUGAACGGCAUGCAGUCUAUACGCGGCACCAGCGAGGACUACGAUCGCUGGGGCAGCUUCUUUGGCGAGAGUUCGACGUGGAGUUGGGAGGGAAUGCUACCAUAUUUCAAAAAAGCUUUGCAUUUCCAGCACCCUCCGAAGCAGGUCCUAGAUGAUAUGCCGGGAUUGCAAUAUGACGAAAGUUACUGGGGCAUGACUUCUAAAAUUUAUGCAGGAUGGCCUUCAUUCCAGUGGCCUGGAAUCAAAUAUCAGUUUGAGGCUUUCACGGCCCUACCCGGAGUCGAGGUCCCCAGUGACAGUGGGGUUGGAAAGGCCGGCGUGUAUUGGUAUCCCACGUUUAUGGACGGCGAAGUGUCCGUCAACAGGUCUUACGCGCGAACUGGCCACUGGGAUAAUCUAGACCGCGACAACUAUGACCUUAUCACCGGGUCAAAGGUUACCAACAUUGUGCUAGAAGAGAACAAAGCAGUCGGCGUCGCGUUCCGCCCAAGGGAUGAGGAGGAGGCAGAGCUAACUACAGUCAGGGCAAGGAGGGAAGUCAUCCUCUCGGCCGGUUCGAUCCAUAGCCCGCAAAUCCUACAGCUUAGCGGUAUUGGACCUCGCAAACUACUCAAAGAGGCCGGUAUAGAGACCAAGAUUGACCUACCCGGCGUCGGACAGAAUUUCCACGACCACACCGCAGUCCGCCAGCCCAUUGAGUACAGGAAUUAUACUCUUCGUCCCAACCACAGAGACGACUUCAAUGACCCUGGAUUCCGUGCAUGGGCCGAUGAACUCUGGGAGGCUAAUCGAACCGGGCCCUGGUCCAUCGGACUUUGGAACGCUGGAGCUUGGCUUGGGAUGCCAGCUGUAUCGCCGUCCGAAUUUGAAGCUAUUGCGGCCAAGGCCGACGCGCAAAACGCAGCGGACUACCUACCCGAGGGCACCCAUCCGACAGUGGUCGCAGGCUACCAGGCGCGAUUGGCGCGACUCGCAGACGCGAUCCGAUCUGAGAAUACCAUCUUCUACAGCCAUUACUUCUCAGGCGAUGAGCCUGUGUUCUACUUCACGUUCGAGCACCCCCUCAGCACCGGAACCGUCAACAUUAACGUUUCCUCUCCAGCAUCCGAGCCGGUCGUCGACUACCGCACGUAUAGCAACCCCGUCGACCUGGACCUCACAAUCGAGAUGAUGCGCUUCCACCGGCGCGUCAAUCUUGAGUCUCCUAUUCUCGUCCAAUUCGACCCGGUUGAAGUGGCCCCGGGUACCAAUAUCACAUCGCGAGAAGACCUAAUCGAGUACCUGCGCGACAAUACGGAACCGAGCGCGAUGCAUCCCUCCGGUACGUGUGCCAUGCUCCCGUUGGAACUAGGGGGAGUGGUGGAUGAGGAUCUUAGGGUUUAUGGUGUUGACGGCCUACGAGUCGUUGAUGCUAGUGUUAUGAGCAUCAUUGUCGGCUCCAAUAUAUGCGGGCCCGUUUAUGCUAUUGCCGAGAAGGCUGCGGACUUGAUCAAGAGAGACUGGAGCAAUGGCUCUGACUAG
Scedosporium apiospermum is the source of this 1692-nucleotide messenger RNA. RefSeq names its product Oxidoreductase. The coding region runs from base 1 to 1692 and encodes 563 amino acids. The record is from RefSeq and is a predicted model, not a curated record. Gene Ontology annotation, biological process: secondary metabolite biosynthetic process. Gene Ontology annotation, molecular function: flavin adenine dinucleotide binding; oxidoreductase activity, acting on CH-OH group of donors. The transcript has 6 exons. Lineage: Eukaryota; Fungi; Ascomycota; Sordariomycetes; Microascales; Microascaceae.